Messenger RNA from Drosophila grimshawi, 2427 nucleotides. RefSeq names its product hematopoietic lineage cell-specific protein (gene Cortactin). Gene Ontology annotation, biological process: regulation of actin filament polymerization. The transcript is spliced from 5 exons. Gene Ontology annotation, molecular function: actin filament binding. Gene Ontology annotation, cellular component: actin filament; site of polarized growth; cortical actin cytoskeleton. The record is from RefSeq and is a predicted model, not a curated record. Bases 162 to 1835 code for a protein of 557 amino acids. Lineage: Eukaryota; Metazoa; Arthropoda; Insecta; Diptera; Drosophilidae.
UAUUGGGUCUGGCGUACCGUGCAGCUGCAUUGUAUUUAAAUUAAUUGUUAAUAGCUUAACACUUGCAAAGCAAAAGUGUUCUGCAAAUUUAUUAGCUCUUUUGGCAUAGUCUUGUUCGUUUGGUAACUGUUUAAAACCCAAUAAGAAUUAGCCGUAAUAGUAUGUGGAAAGCAAGCGCCGGUCACCAGAUACAGGCAACAAGCGCUGCCGAGGACGAUGACUGGGAAACGGAUCCAGAUUUCGUGAACGAUGUCAGCGAACAAGAGCAGCGCUGGGGCUCAAAGACAAUUGAUGGCAGCGGACGCGAUGGAGGCGGCGCCAUUGAUAUGGAUAAGCUGCGCGAAGAGACUGAAAAAUCGGAUUUUAACAAGAAGAAGCAAUUGUUAAAGGAUCAGAAUGCUGGCUACGGCUACGGUGGCAAAUUUGGCGUUGAAAAGGAUCGCAUGGACAAAUCGGCUGUGGGCCACGACUACCAGGGCAAAGUGGACAAGCAUGCAUCGCAAGUGGACUACAGCGAGGGCUUUGGCGGCAAAUUCGGCGUGCAAACGAAUCGCGUGGACAAAUCCGCCGUCGGAUGGGAUCAUAUCGAGAAAGUGGAGAAGCACGAGUCCCAAAAGGACUACUCUAAGGGUUUUGGUGGUAAAUUUGGCGUACAGGAGGAUCGCAAGGAUAAGUCGGCCGUGGGCUGGGAUCACAUCGAAAAGGUGGAAAAGCACGAGUCCCAGAAGGAUUACUCCAAGGGCUUUGGUGGUAAAUUUGGCGUACAGGAAGAUCGCAAAGAUAAAUCGGCCGUCGGCUGGGAUCACAUUGAGGCGCCCCAGAAGCACGCCAGCCAGGUGGAUCACAAAGUAAAGCCCAUCAUUGAGGGUGCCAAACCCUCUAACUUGCGCGCCAAAUUCGAGAAUUUGGCCAAGAACUCCGAGGAGGAAACGCGCAAGCGUGCCGAGGAGCAGAAGCGCUUGCGGGAGGCCAAAGAUAAGCGCGAUCGCGAGGAGGCCGCCAAGCAAACCAUUGUGGAGAACACGCCGCUACCCUCUGCCGACGAGGCGCGCACUCCGCCCGCCAAAGGCAGCCGGACAGCCAUCCAGACGGGUCGUUCGGGCGGCAUUGGCAAUGCUAUCAGUGCAUUCAAUCAGAUGCAGUCACCUGUGACAGACACGCCGCCGGCGCGCAAGGAGCAAAUUGUCAUACCCAAGGAUCCAGCGCCAGUCGAAGCAGUUAAGCCCGCCGUGGUUGACCAGCCAGCCGCGCCAGCAGCACCAGCAGCAGUUCCUGUUGCGGUCGCACAGCCGAAAGUCAGUGCACCACCGCCUGAUGUGGUGCCCCAAAUAGAGAUUGAGACUGUUGCGACGCCACCGCGCAGUGAGCCACAAUCGCCGGCUCAUGUGCCAGCCGUGGAGCCAACGCCUCAACCAGAGCCGCAACAGCAGCAGAAACAGCAGCCACAGGUGCAGUCACAACCAGAGCCGGUGCCGCAACAAGAACCGGUGCCGCAACCAGAACCUGAGCCAAUCUAUCAAAACCAUGCUGAGGUUAAGUCUGUGUCGCCCUUGCCACAAGCAGCCGGAUCACCAGCACCAGCUGCCAAUGGGGCAAACGAGGAGGCCAUCUAUGCCAACUCGGACAAUUUGUCGGACUAUCUGGAGGAUACAGGGACCCAUGCAAUUGCUCUCUAUGAUUAUCAGGCAGCUGAUGAUGAUGAAAUAUCCUUUGAUCCCGAUGAUGUUGUCACACACAUCGAGAAGAUCGAUGAUGGCUGGUGGCGUGGAUUGUGCAAGAAUCGUUAUGGCCUCUUUCCGGCCAAUUAUGUGCAAGUUGUUAAUCAAAGCUCCUAAUUUCUGGCAAGGGCCAGGCAUCAACAAAAAAAUGAAAAUGCUUCCGUUUGAAAUUGCUUUCAGAACAAAUUCAAAUUUUAUUAACCACUUAGCACUGAGAUCAUGAAAAUACUGACUGUUUAAUCAAAAUACCGAGUCAUAAUUCACCAUUAUAUCAUUUUUCAUUGUUUGCCCCACUUACAACGAAAAGACGUUGGCGUUAUUCUAAUUAUUGUAAUAUUUGUUACAUUAUAAAGCCACACGCAAUAUAUAUAUUCCAUUUUUUACAUACAUCAUUCAUAUUCGAUUUAAAAAAUUGUAUUUUACAUUCUUUUGUAUUUUUAUGUGCGUAUUUUUUGAAAAAAAUAUGCCAAAACCUAUUUAUAUGCAUUUUAUACAUAGCAAAAAGUUUUUUAAAAAUGUUUGUGCAAAUUCUAAUAUAUUUAAUUGUAUUUGUUUUGGAAUGUUUUGAGUAAAUGUGUCAAAAGUGUGCUCACUUGUAUAAAGUCUAUAAAUGUUUUCAAUAUGAAUGUUAAGGACACUGACAGCAAAAAGUCUGUUCUUUUGCUUAAGAAAAGCAUAAUAAAGUUUAUUAUUAACUAUAUACAAAAAA